Messenger RNA from Laetiporus sulphureus 93-53, 1677 nucleotides. RefSeq lists its product as uncharacterized. The transcript is spliced from 2 exons. The record is from RefSeq and is a predicted model, not a curated record. Bases 1 to 1677 code for a protein of 558 amino acids. NCBI's taxonomy places the organism in Eukaryota, Fungi, Basidiomycota, Agaricomycetes, Polyporales, Laetiporaceae.
AUGUACAGCGCACUUAAGACGCCGUCUUUUCUUCGUCCUGCCACUCGUCCUUCCUCCCCCGUCCUCACACCCGUUGACUCAACUAUGAGUCCCGACCGGGCUCCGCGUCCUCUCUCAAGACUCUCUCUAGCCACUUUCAGACGCCCCUCUCCUUCACCGGUGCCCGGACGUGCCCCCGCCACUACCGUACAGGACGGUUCGUACAUGGACGUGCUGAGUCUGAGGCUUAGUGAGGCUGUAUCGAAGGCACUUGCUCAGUCUAGCGGCCCAAGCGUACCGCAUGAGCUGCUGAAUGGGAGACGACCGAUCCCUGCAGGACGUGGACGCGCUCUAGGUGCCCUCAUUGCCCAGGAAGUAAAAGCCGUGCGUGAGAACCCGCAUCUGUACCGAGCAUUCCUUCGGAUCCUUCAACGACCUCUCUCGGUGCUCCUGUCGAACUUAUCCAGCGAUCUGCUGCCUUUGCUAUCAUCGUCAGUAUUCCAUGAUCCAAUCCCGCCGACGCCGCACAACCCUUCGCCCAAUGCGACACAGCUGCAUGCUUUAGGACUUGCUACGCUGGCGGGCGAGCUGCUCGAAACGUUUGACGGAUUGGGCUUGGGCCUGGAGACGGAUAUGAGAGGCGACGGGCUGAAGAAUAUCCGUGAAGGACUCGUGUCUGUAGUCAAGAGGGUUAUUGACCCGUUGAUGAACGGCAUCAAGAACGAAAUGGUGCCGCUCUUGGAGGCACUGGAGACCCCGUCUAAUGCGCCGAGCGUUUUGAAAGGCACCAGGUCUCCACUACCUCACCCGUCCAUCAUGGCCUUGCAGGGUCUGAUGCCAGUGUAUGCUCGAGGUCUAUCUCGCUACGUUACCUCGGCAACCGCAGACAACAGCCUUGCGUCUCUUCUCAUCUUGUUGGUUUGGCGGGGUCUCGUCGCUCUGUCCAACCGCCCUAUUCCUCUUCCCACCCCACCCUCGUCUCCCGUGCUCCCUCCGUCUGCAUAUGCAAAGGGGAAGGAGAGCAAGCGUCAAGGCCCUGUAUCUACCCAAAUUACUACGCUUACUACGCCUUCCGCGAGUAGGUUCACUCUCAAGCUGCCUCCCUCCCGUCCGGUUUCUCCGGGUACAACCGUCGCCAAAGGCAGCGCAGCCGCUGCUGAUGCUCGUGCGCUGUGCAACCUGCUUUACAUGCUCCCGCGUCCGUCUGCAGACAAGGAGACGACCCGUAUCGCCCGCGAGGCCGUGGACGAGGCCUUCGAUGCCCUGAGCGCUCUCACAGCGUUGCUCGAGUCAGUCCAAUCGCACGCUGCAGUUCUGCGUGGGCGACCUGGUAGCUCCAGUGUGAGCAGCCUCGCGGAAUUUGAAGCGGACCUGGAGGUGGUCACUGCCGACCUUCCGAUGCUCAUUGCGUUGCCUGUUCUCUUACGCACGCUAUUGCCGACAACUGGCGAUGGGGUUCCCAUUCGGGAGCGUACCGUCGCUUCUAUGCUCGGCCUGUCGGAGACGGAGUACCGCAAGGGUUGCUUGAGUGGCUUCGGCCGCGCUGAGGAGUGCGAGGUGGCGGUUGGUCAGCGCGUGCUCGACGUGCUCCAGGCUGAGGCGCUCUCCAACGCAGUAGAAGCGGGUACAUCGGAGAGAAUGGCAGUGCUCGUCAAGUGGCUUAAGAGCCAAAUCGCCGCCGCGAUGGACCAGCAUUGA